Molecule: messenger RNA, 450 nt
Organism: Vicia faba (fava bean)
Lineage: Eukaryota; Viridiplantae; Streptophyta; Magnoliopsida; Fabales; Fabaceae
Source: the annotation of a GenBank genome assembly
AUGCCUAUGGUUAGAAGAUCUGCUGCAACAAAUCUUGGGAAAUUCGCUGCAACUGCUGAGUAUACUCGUUUGAAGGUUGAAAUCAUGUCAAUUUUUGACGAUCUUACUCAAGACAUUCAAGACUCUGUCAGAUUGUUAGCCGUGAAGGGAUGUGCUGAUUUGGUUUCUUGGUUCACCCCUUACCCACUUCCAAAGCUCUUCAUUACAAAUCAAACCAGUUCCCACAUGCCUUUUGGAACAUUUAUCAUGUGCUCUGAUGCAACCUCUUUUGAGAACCCGGAUUCUAUCUUGGAAAUUCCCCCACUACCACCAAAACCUCUGGAUGCUAAACCGCACGUCGAUUCACUUAAUUCAAUAAAGUUCAAAGCAGAAGUGAUUGAUAGAGUUACUGGAAGCAGAGAAAAUCAUAUUGCAAAUGUCAUGGAAAGUUGGACAGUAGUAGAUCUUUGA